UUUUGCAGUCCGCAAGUUUCAAGUUUGUGAAGUAAAACCUUUUAGCCGCUGCGGCUGCGGCUAACCUCCGUUCAAGUUGUUAUGGAGCAGCCUCAUGAUUAUGACGAGAGGAAGCCUUUAAGAGUCACCAGCAACACCCCGAAACUACUGCUGUCUUCGACGGUAACGUCAUCGCAGCCGCUGCUUGUCCUUCCGGAUGAACUCCUCACAGAAGUCUUGACGAGGCUUCCGGCAAGGUUACUUCUUCGUUUACGGAGUGUGUGCCGUUCAUGGAGAACUCUAAUUUCCAGCUCCCAAUUCGCCAACUAUCAUAUUCAACGUUCAAUCGCCGCUGAUCCAAGUUUGAGUGGGCCACGAGUUGCUUUUCAUCAUAGUUUUGAAUUCAAUUGCAUCACAUUCGGAGAUUUCUCCUUACAAUCCUUGGUCGAGAACCCUUCCGAACCUACAGAAGUCGUUCUCUUCGAGGAGAGACCACGUUGCCACGAAAUUAAUAGCUCUUGCAAUGGAUUGCUGUGCAUGCAUGGGGGUGCUCACAGCCUCAACAACAGUGUCAUGUUGUGGAAUCCCUAUACUGGAUUGACAUCCCAAUCGCUGAAAAUUAGGGGUUUCAUAUGGAAUUCCGGUUUCGGCUAUGAUCAUGUGAAUGACAAGUACAAACUUGUUGCGGUUGUAAAGCAGAUGCGGGAGCGGAAACCCCAAACCAGAAUUUAUACAUUUUGUGGGAACCCUUCCAUGAGAACAAUUCAAGAUAUGCCGUGUGGCGUAGUUGGUGAUGAAACGGGGGUAUUUGUGCCUGGCACCGCCACUCUUAAUUGGGUUUGUCAGCAUAUGGAGUACUUGGUUAUUUCCCUUGACUUGGUGAAGGAGACUUUUAGUGAGUUUUCUCUGUCUCUCAAGGAUCCAGACAAUAAAACCUUCGACUUCCCACAGUUAUGUGUGCUGAGGAACUGCCUCGCAGCUUGUGUCAGCCAUGAUGAGAAGACUCAUUGGUCUGUGUGGCUGAUGGAAGAGUAUGGAGUGCCUCAAUCUUGGACUAAAUUUGCCAGCAUCUCCUGCCACCCGAGUCUAUCUGGUCAUCAUUUACGCCCAUUGUAUAUCUGGGAAAAUUAUGUUCUUAUGGCGGCUGCAGCAUAUUCAAAGAUAGUUCUGUAUAACUUAGAUCAUGACGGCUUUGAAUUUCCUGUAUUGGAACAUACUCCUCCGUCUAACAAACUGGGAUUGUACUUCUGUAUUUAUCACGAAAGCUUAGUUUCACCACCAUAUCGUAGCCUUCCAAGUACAUCAUCCCAGAUCCAGUUAAUCAAGCCCUAACGGACAAGCUGUCUUCUGAAUGUUGUUUCUCCUUCUUGUCCACCAAACUGAAAGCACAGAUUUCUCUCCUGAAAGCGCAGAAGAGGUUGAAGGUUAUUAAUUCAAGUUCUUUUGAUACAAGAAAAAACCAGGCCAUGUAAUUGCAGUGCCAGUGAGGGAGAACCAUCAAGCAGUGCUGCACAGGCAAGCAUUUCCUUUUGCUUUGUAACUUGGAUCCUUGAGAUUCUAUUGUCCCUGGAUACCUUUUUUGGGUGGCUGGAGCAUAACCCUUUAUUUAUUGAAUUGAACACGCAAUAGGCUUGAUAGAGGCAGGGAAGGAAUUGCAAGGACUUAAAGCUCUGGAUCUAAAUAAACCAUUGCACCUCACUUCGAUGCUUAUAUCAUUUAAGAGAGAUGAAGCCCUGUUCAAAUACUUGUAAUCUGCCAUUCGUCUCUUGUAUUCCUUGUGUAAUUUAGCCUCCCGAAAUUCUAAACUUGAAUAGGUUAAUAUUAAUAGUGGAAUAUUUUGAUCAUUUGAAGACUAAUAACACUAG
Molecule: messenger RNA, 1844 nt
Organism: Arachis duranensis
Lineage: Eukaryota; Viridiplantae; Streptophyta; Magnoliopsida; Fabales; Fabaceae
Product: F-box/kelch-repeat protein At3g23880-like
Exons: 4
Coding region: 82-1311 (409 amino acids)
Molecular function (GO): protein binding
Source: RefSeq, a predicted model, not a curated record